CCCGCGGAUGGACAUAGGGGGGCUUCCACCUCCAAGUUACCAUCAGUGAAGCCCGACCUCCCCGUCACUGACGAUAUCAUUGUAAACUUUUACCAACCUGCGCCGCUGACACUGAGCUCCGACCAAGCGAGGUUUUCAUCUAAAUUGCAGUGAGAACUACAAGCAAAUGACCAGUGUUACAGCCAUGUCCCUCUGUCCUCCCACCCCCAUGCCUGGUCUAUAGUCAAGCAGCGACAACCCGAAUUCUCACUCACACCCCACCCGCAGCCAUUUGACCAACCCCUCCCCUCCCUGUGGUCACAACAUGGCCAGCAAGAGGAAAUCCACGACUCCUUGUAUGAUUCCCAGCAAGAUCAUUCGCCCUGCAGAGGAGCUGGACCGGGACUCUCCUGUGCUUCUCCGUCAGUCCAGAAUUUCUGGAGGGGACAGAAGUAGCCCCCCGGAUCUUGGAGAGUUUUCUAAAACAGAGACAGAGGAGGCUGUCAAAGACGGCGCUGGCACUUAUACCUGUAGGCCUUGUAACUUUGAAACCCAUGACCUUAACUUGUUCUUGGAUCAUGUAUACACUGGGCACCCAGACUUCCGCGCAGACCCCAGCUUCUUUUGUGUGAGCUGCGGGGUCUCAGCGCCCAAGUUUGAGGGGCUGGCCCUGCACAAUGCCAGGGUUCACCCCAGCACAUUAAACACUACUCUGCAGCUGAGGAAGAGGGACAGGAGGAUGGUGGUGGAGCAGAAUCUGGUGAAUGGGGCAGACUCGGCAAAGGACAGUGAGAUUUCUAUCAGCAAAACCCCAAUUAUGAGGAUGCUGAAGGGCAAGUCUGAGCCUAAACGGAUAGUUGUGUCUCACCCGGUUUCUGAUGAGCCCUUGUCAGACCCGCUUUCUGUCUCAGGCUCAAGAGACACCGAAAGAAAAGAAACUGCUGCAGUAACGGUCACCCAUGUUCCCACUAUUGUCCACAAUGGAGCCACUAAAGUCACCCUUCCCUCAGCAAUCCAGAUAGUCAAUGGCUCUGGAGCAUUACCGAUGCUCAAGACCCCCAUCACACAGGUGGUCUCUGUGGUUCAGAACAGAAACAUGCAUCAAUCUGCUCCCAUCACAGCCUCCACGAAUGUCUCCUCUUCAUCCUCGGCUUCUUCCAAAAAUCUCCCCAAGGUGAUGAUUCCUUUGAGCAGCAUCCCUACCUACAGUGCCUCCAUGGACAACUCCUCCUUUUUGAAGACCUCUUUUAGUAAAUUCCCUUACCCCACAAAGGCAGAGCUCUGCUACCUGACUGUAGUCACCAAGUUCCCCGAGGAGCAGAUCAAGAUCUGGUUCACUGCCCAGAGACUGAAGCAGGGCAUCAGCUGGUCUCCUGAGGAGAUCGAGGAGGCCAGGAGGAAGAUGUUCAAUACUAUCAUUCAGACAGCACCCUCCAGCUCACAGAACCAGACCCAGAGCCACCACAGUCCAGCUCAACACACCAUCACCGUUCUGCCUGCUUCACUGGGGGCUACAGGCAUCCCUCACAUCCUCCAGGGCUCCCUUGUCAGCCAAGGUGGGGUGAUCGUCACGCAGCCUGUAAUGGCCAAUGGUAUUCAGGUUAGCAGUGCUCCUGUAGCCCUCGCCGUCACACCAAAGCCCCAGGCAGCUGCCCGUCCCAUGAUGCAGGCCCGUCCUGCUGCAGCCCUGGUGGCAGACAAAGGCAUCAGCAUGGUGGUGGGGACAGUGGGCAGCAGCAGUACUGGAAGCAAUGUAAUAAGCACCAGUAAUAGCAGCAGGAGUGGAGGAGGGCGCAGCAGCAGUAUUAGUAGUAGCAGUCAAGGUGGUGUCAUCAACCUUAGUCUUGGAGGCAGCAAUCACGUUACCGCUAAGGGGAACAGUGUCAAUGGUAAACACAGUGGUGCUAAUGCAAAUUCAAGUGAUAAGAGCAAUAGUAAUCUUACCAGCCAUUUGACUGCUGCUAAAAGCAACAGUGACAGUAAAAACACUGAUAUCAGCAAAGUCAACAGCACCAGCAUUUUGCAAAGUGACAAAAAAGACACCACAGGCAGCAAAAGUCAUAACAGUAAAAGCAAAACCAGUGGUGACGGACAGAAGAGUAAAGAUACUAAUGGUAGCAGCAGCAAAAACAACACAACAAGCCCAGAUGACGUGGACUCAUCCUCCAGUGACUUGUCUGUCUUCAAAAUGGAUGAAGCUGCUUCUCCCGCCUCGAAGUCUCCUUCACCAUCCCCUGUAGGACCUUCCAGCAGCACACCGGGCUCUCGGACACUUGUCAACACAUUCCUGGACCCCAGCUUUUUUAAGAGCAAGAAGUCCCAGGAGCAGCUCAGCACGCUCAAGGAUAGUUUUCAGGUCAGUCAGUUCCCAGACCAGGAGGAGCUGGACCGCCUCAUCGCUCUGACCGGGCUCACUGCGCGAGAAGUUCGCAAGUGGUUCAGUGACCGCCGCUACCACUUUCGCAACCUGAAAGGGGCACGUUCCACAGGUGGACAGGGCAAGUCCUCAACAGCAGGAGGAACAGGGAGUGCUGCUGUGAGUACUCAUGGGAGCAGUACCGCUGGCAGUGCCAACCCUGUGGAUCUGUCUGACAGUAGCAGUACCUCCAGUGCCAAAACACCUCAGCACACCACUGCACCUCUGAGCCCAACGGCAACACAGACACCCACGUCUCCCACCACACCUUCCCGUCGAGCUCCCAGAGCACCCUCCCCUGACUUCACAGCGAUCCGGUACAAGGAGAGAGAACCUCACCAGGUGAGGGCUCUGGAGGCCAGCUUUGCACAGGAUCCAGAUCCAUCAGGGGAGGAAGUGGACAGACUGCGAACUGAGACUAAAAUGACCAGAAGGGAGAUCCACGGCUGGUUUGCUGAGAGGAGGAAGAGGUUAUCAGCUGAGAAAAAGAAAGAGGAGGUAGAGCGUGCGUUAAGAGAGGAAGAGGAGGAGGAAGAGAGGAUGGAGGCUGAUGGUGAGGAGAAACAGAAAGAGGACAGUUCAGGAGAACUGAAAGUCAACCCUAUUAAAAUAAACCUGAAGAUGCUGAAGGUGACGGAGGCCAACGGUAAACCAGAGAGUGAAGGGUCCAGCAGCCCCACUGUUCAAACCAGCAGCUCACCUGCCCCUUCCCCAGGCCCCACCCAGUCCUCCACCUCCAAACCAUCCCACACCUCCACCCCAACGCCCAAAUCCUCCCAGUCCCCCAAAACCACAACCAUCCGAGGCAGGAAGACGGCAGACCAGCUCCACCUGCUUAAACAGAUCUACGCCCGUACCCAGUGGCCCAGUGCUGCCCAGUACGACGAGCUGAUCGCGUCCACCGGACUGCCCAGGCCUGAGGUGGUGCGCUGGUUCGGAGAUUGCCGUUAUAUGCAGAAGAACAGCCAGCUCAAGUGGCUGGAGUCGUACCAAGACACAGCCUUGGAGGAAGACCUGCAGAAGGGGAAUGUACAGAUCCUCCAGGCCCACCUCAACGACCACGGCAGGUUCCAGGAGGCUAAGCUGCAGGAACUGAGUGAAGCCAGCGGUUUAACCACAGACUUGGUCCGGUACUGGUUUUCCACCAAGGCCACGUCGUUGCCCCAACUGGAACCAACCUCAGCCGCUCAGUCGACGGGACCCAUACCGGUCACACCGGGUCCAACGGCGGCAGAGCCUCAAACGGCGGGAUCCUCCCCCCUGGAGCCGCAAACGGGAGGAGGAACGGAGGAGAAGAUGGAGCAGUCUGUGUGUGGAGUCACAAAAGAAGAGGAGCAGGCGAACGCAGACGAGACUGUGAAUCUGACUAAAGGAACAGAUUGAAGAGGCCUUUGUCUGAGGACGGAGUUCACAACGCAGGUGGUCUUUGUGUUGGAAGUCUGAGGCGAAGGCAGCAGAUGCGCUUGAAACAGGAUCACUGGAUGGAAACGGACCUUGAAACCAUCCCCACCCGUCUCUUCUAGCUCACACCCCUAGAGGUAGGACUGGCCUCCACAUCGACGUGAGACGGACGCUAAAGCCACCAGCCCCCCCCUCCCCUCUCCUCAUCCCUCCAUCCACCCACUUCCCUGCCUUCCCUUCUCCCUCUCCAAUAUCCUCCCAUCCGCCAUUUUCCCUGUUGAAGGAAGUUCACGUAGAGACUGGAGUGCAGGAGGUGGAUGUGGCGGGAGGGGCGGCGCUGAUGGUGUUUUCUGCUGUGUUUGUUCUGCCUGCCUGCUGUGAUGUGAAAAAGGAAGAAAAAAAAAAAAGAGGGUAGAUAUGGAGGAAAAAAAAGGAUCACGUGUGGUUCAGAGUGAAACCUCAGCAGAUGUUGAGACUUUCUAGUUUGCUUUUGGGGUACGAAAAACUGCACAGCUCUUUGCUACAGGGUGCUUGCCGAAGCCUUAAAGUAAGAAAAACAGUUUUCUAUAAUAUCAACAUGUUCCUUUUUCCACUUCUGCUAUCGUGCACUCAAACACUUUGAAUCCAUGCUCGCGGCUUACUUGAAUGUGCUCGCUAGGCUGUCUUAUGUGAAACACGGCACUGAUGUUCAUGUCAUGUCAAGUUUUUUUUAUUUGGAUAUCUCUUUGUAUUCAUUUUUCUUUUCUAAUCUGUACAUAGUUUUGGUUCAAGAGGACAUGAAAUUGUUCAUUAUGGGGAAAACGUCUGGAAUUCAGUCAUCCAAAGAGGGCAAGCACCCUGCUGUCGGAAAAACAAGAAAAAAAAAGGUGACAUGAUACGAGAGACUAUGAAAAUAUGUUUGUGUUGUAGCAUCAAGUGCUUCUUUACGUCACUGACGUGUACGUACAUUUGUUUUUAUGGAACUUUCUUAUGAGAUAAAUUUGACUGUAACAGAACUGUGAACUUCUACCAGAGUUCCAUACUUAGGCUUGAUGUAUAAUUUUUACAGACGGUAUUUGCAGAAUAAACAGAAUGCAAUACA
Messenger RNA from Sphaeramia orbicularis (orbiculate cardinalfish), 4877 nucleotides. It is a transcript of the gene zhx3b, whose product is annotated as zinc fingers and homeoboxes 3b. Gene Ontology annotation, biological process: regulation of transcription by RNA polymerase II. The coding region runs from base 305 to 3778 and encodes 1157 amino acids. The record is from RefSeq and is a predicted model, not a curated record. Gene Ontology annotation, molecular function: DNA binding; DNA-binding transcription factor activity, RNA polymerase II-specific. NCBI's taxonomy places the organism in Eukaryota, Metazoa, Chordata, Actinopteri, Kurtiformes, Apogonidae. Gene Ontology annotation, cellular component: nucleus. The transcript has 7 exons.